AUGGGUAACGCACCACGGCCGGGUACCUGGGUUUUGGAAAAAUCGCUAGAUGGUGUCAAUUACGAGCCAUGGCAGUACUUUGCAACAUCGGAUGCUGAAUGCAUGAGGCAGUUCGGAAUUCCAGCAACCACCGGAGUGCCGAAGUAUCAACGUGAUGAUGAGGUAUUUCGCUUUAUUUGCUUCGUACAGUUACAGAGUGCAAAAUUUUCAAUACUUACCAAGGAAGGAUUCCAAGUCCCAGCGGCGAUUCGGAAUGAAAUGCGUAUCGACAGAUGCAUUUUUAUGAGCUGA
This is a messenger RNA of Cylicostephanus goldi, 291 nucleotides long. NCBI's taxonomy places the organism in Eukaryota, Metazoa, Nematoda, Chromadorea, Rhabditida, Strongylidae. The record is from the annotation of a GenBank genome assembly.